AUGGCACCAGUUGAGGUUACAAGAAUAGAUCCUCCGUCCCCUCCUCGCCCGCCCAACCCACCUCCACCUAGUCCUGAGACCAAGAAAUAUACUUCUCUCUCGACGGUCCAGUCCCGAAGCCGACAAGAUCCGCCAUCUCCACCUCGUGCGCCACCACCGAGUCCCACAAAAGCCAUGAUUAGUAGACCUACGACCCCGACUUCGCAAUCGAGUUCCGAAUCGUCUGAUUCUUUUCCAAGGCUUGUCGAGUUGACAAUGACUCUGGGCGAUGUUCUCGACCUUACCCCGAUCCAAACAAGUAGACGGGACAGUUAUUUAUAUUGCGAAGAUGAUAUGUCUGUCCCUGGGUCACCACCACCCCUUGAAUUUUCGACGCCAAAACCGAAACCAAACUGUAAAAGGCGAGCGGAGGACCCGAAAGACUACGAAAUUUUUGGUCCUUGCUUAACUGAAACCUCUGCAUCAGACUACAAACGGCGUAAAGCGAUCGACCUUGGCGACAAUAUUAUUUUCCUACCGUCAGAUCCUCCUAACAGUCGAACCCAGAAUAAAGAUUUCUUUAGUUCCCUCUUCUCAAGUGGCCAGCUACACGAUACAGGAUUGCUACAUGAACAUAUCCACGGUGUUCAGAGCUGUGCAUAG
Molecule: messenger RNA, 642 nt
Organism: Orbilia oligospora ATCC 24927
Lineage: Eukaryota; Fungi; Ascomycota; Orbiliomycetes; Orbiliales; Orbiliaceae
Exons: 2
Coding region: 1-642 (213 amino acids)
Source: RefSeq, a predicted model, not a curated record